Messenger RNA from Engraulis encrasicolus (European anchovy), 3536 nucleotides. RefSeq names its product ribosomal protein S6 kinase beta-1-like. The transcript is spliced from 15 exons. Bases 1 to 1650 code for a protein of 549 amino acids. Gene Ontology annotation, molecular function: protein serine/threonine kinase activity; ATP binding. NCBI's taxonomy places the organism in Eukaryota, Metazoa, Chordata, Actinopteri, Clupeiformes, Engraulidae. The record is from RefSeq and is a predicted model, not a curated record. Gene Ontology annotation, biological process: peptidyl-serine phosphorylation; signal transduction.
AUGUGUUGCAGUAGCCGGCUAUGGCGCCGACGUAUCUGUGUCCAUGAGGCGGGAAGGGAAACCUUUUCUUACUUCUUAAAAAUCCCGAGGCACCAACGUUUAGUGAGCAUGGCGGGAGUAUUCGACAUAGAUUUGGACCAGCCCGAGGAAAAUGUCUCCGACGAGGAACUGGAGGAGACGCAGAUCACAGACUUCAUGGAUCAGUGCAGUGGAUUUGAGUUCAACAUGGAUGACUGUGAGAAGAUUGAGAUUUCUGAGGACAGUGUGAACCAGGGAGCGGAGAACAUCCGGCCGGAGUGUUUCGAGCUGCUCAGAGUCCUGGGCAAAGGCGGAUACGGCAAGGUCUUCCAGGUGCGUAAAGUAUCAGGAGCUGCCACAGGAAAGAUCUUCGCCAUGAAGGUCCUUAAGAAGGCCAUGAUUGUGCGUAACGCUAAAGACACGGCGCACACGAAAGCAGAGAGGAACAUCCUGGAGGAAGUGAAACACCCUUUCAUAGUGGACCUCAUCUACGCCUUCCAGACCGGCGGGAAACUCUACCUGAUACUGGAGUACCUCAGCGGAGGAGAGUUGUUCAUGCAGCUGGAGAGGGAAGGAAUCUUUAUGGAGGACACAGCCUGUUUUUACCUGGCGGAGAUCUCCAUGGCUCUGGGGCACCUACACCAGAAGGGCAUAAUCUACCGAGACCUGAAACCAGAGAACAUCAUGCUCAGCAACCAAGGCCAUGUGAAGCUGACGGAUUUCGGCCUCUGCAAGGAGUCCAUCCACGAUGGAGCAGUCACACACACCUUCUGCGGAACCAUAGAGUACAUGGCUCCAGAGAUCCUGAUGAGGAGUGGCCACAACAGAGCAGUGGACUGGUGGAGUCUGGGAGCGCUCAUGUACGACAUGCUGACUGGGGCGCCUCCCUUCACAGGCGAGAACCGUAAGAAGACGAUUGAUAAGAUCCUCAAGUGCAAACUCAACCUGCCGCCAUACCUCACCCAGGAGGCCAGGGAUCUACUUAAAAAGCUGCUGAAGAGAAGUGCCUCAUCUCGCCUGGGAGCCUCAGUUAGCGACGCCACUGAAGUACAGGCCCACCCCUUCUUCAGACACAUCAACUGGGAGGAUCUUCUGGCCAAGAAGGUGGAACCCCCAUUCAAACCCUUCCUGCAAUCUGCGGAGGAUGUGAGUCAGUUUGACUCCAAGUUCACGAGUCAGACACCAGUGGACAGUCCUGACGACUCCACACUGUCAGAGAGCGCCAAUCAAGUCUUUGUGGGCUUCACCUAUGUGGCCCCGUCUGUGUUGGGGAGCAUUAAGGAGAAAUUCAACUUUGAGCCCAAGAUCCGAUCACCACGACGCUUCCUAGGCAGCCCACGGACACCCAUGAGCCCGGUGAAGUUUGGAUUGGGCGACGGCUGGCACACCGGCCCCUCUAUGCCCCUCCCCCACAGCUCAUCCUUGAUCCCGCCGCCCCACCGCCAUGGCCCCACCCUAUUGGACGACACGGAGACAGGGGCAGAGCCGGAGCAGAUGGACGUGAGCGCUGGAGGAGAGGGCUCCGCCCCCCUCCCCAUCCGCCCGCCCACCGGAGCUCCCAUUGGACAGAUCAAACAGCAGGCCUUCCCCCUAAUGGCCAAGAGGCCAGAGCACCUGAGAAUGAACCUAUGACAGGCCAGCCCUGACAGAAACGCUGGACUCUGAUUGGAUGCCAGGAUAUCGGGGGCAGUACCCUCUUGUUGGGUGUCUCCUCUUGUGAACGAGUUUGUAUGUGUGUGGAGCUUGUAUGAUUGUGUGUGUUUGGCUUUUUCUCUGGGUGUCUGUAAGUGUUGAGUGAGUGUUUCAGCAGAUAUGAGGUGUGUGUGUGUGUGUGUGUGUGUGUGUGUGUGUGUGUGUGUGUGUGUGUGUGUGUGUGUGUGUGUGUGUGUGUGUCCUCAGGUCCUUCUCUGCUGCUCUAAGUGGCAGGUGUUUCAGUGCUCCGGUGCUCUGGGGAUGGGGGUGGAUCUAGUCUGCUUCGGACUGGACUGCUUUAGUCUGGUUUGGGUAUUUGUGCUGGAUUAAUUAGGUCUGGUCUGAGUAAACCAUAGAUAUGAACACUAGAUGCUAGAUGUGUUCAGUCUUGUGGCGUGGCGUGGCGUGGCCCAACCCUGGGUGCCGCCAUCUUAGCACAGUAUACUGAUAUUUCCCAUAGAUGUUGCCUGCCUCCAACUAACAGGAUAAUGUGCGUAUUGCUUUGUCACCGAUUGAUGGCAGCAGUAUACCAGUUAAACAUGGUGGCGAUCUGACCUCACCCAUUCGUUCCAAUGCAACGGAGUGGUCAACGUGAUAUCUAGUGUGCAUUCCAAUAUGCAGACUCUCGUCCUCCACUUGUGCUUGUGGCCUCACGUUUCGCUGACAGCCUCCGCCUCCGCGGAGAAAACAAUUCCCUGAAGUUUCCCUGCUGUCAGCCUAACCACAACAACUUCUGGAGGACUGUUCACCAUCCGAUUGCAAAUGAGAAAGAAUUGGAAUUAGAAUUGCGCUUUUGUAAGAUAUUUAAUUCAUUUUCUGUCGUCAGUAACAUCACCACGAGGUCACAAGCAGGCAAGUGAGCAAAGGGAGGACGGGAGUCCGCAUAUUGGAAUCUACCCUUAGUGUUCAUAUCUAUGGUUUUAUAACAGCAUCCAUUGGUAUGCUGGAGGCCUCCUUAGCUCUACAGACUAUACUACUCACGCAGGAGCAGGAAUCACACAAAAAAAUAAAACAAAAGACUUUAUUAUUAUGCUUUGCACUGUUUUCUACGUGCAUACUGACUAUGAUGAUGAUGAUGAUGAUGAUGAUGAUGAUAUUUGGUGCUCUGUGCGGAUCACAUGCUGUCCCUGACGAUAUACUCCCGGGGUGCAUGUUGGUCUCAGUCUAAGCUCUUCCAGGGGAUGGGGGGUGUCUAUUAAUUGCUCACGUUGCCCUCUUCUCUUCUCUUCCCAUGAUCCUCGAUUUUUUUUUUUGUGGGGUGGGGGGUGUCCAGCGCUCACAUGCUGGUCUUGACUCUUCUGGGGAGGAUAUUGCUGAUGUGUCUGAACAUGUUAGCAGAGAGGAGUAUAUGGAUAUGACGAAAAAGUUCACUCACGACUUUUCCGGGUGGUAUUGUACUCUAGGGGCGCCAACGGCGGAGCGCAGACUUCAUUCGGAAUGAAUGGGCUGUGCUCGCUCGACAGCGCCCCUAGGUCAACUGCACGCAUGGGUCGAAUAGCGAGUGGGUCGGCUGUUUGUAGAACGGUGUUGCUCUCUGCGAUGAGAGGCCCUAUGCUUCCUAUUGGCUCUGCUCAAUGUCAAUCAACGGCUCUGACUGAUGUCCAUGAUUGGGAAUUAUGAACCCUAUUGGCUCGGCCUGGUGUCCAUCAUUGUGACGUGUGAAGAGACGCGUGAAGGCGUAUGAGAGACUUAAGUUGCGCUGAGUGGAGGUUCCUUGUUUGGUUAAAGGUCUUAACUCUUCGAGCGAGCGGAUUCUUACCACACAGCUCGAGGGACUGAUGGAUUUACACACAAGAACCUCAAUAAAACAAAUACAUUUACUUUUU